AUGACGCCAGGUGAUGACUAUGGCUUUCUAAAACCUCCUGGCAACGAGGAAUACGAAGUGACCUACCGCACACCCUCAAGCUACAAGCCUCUUGACACAUUCAAGCUCCCAGCUGGGCCUGCUCGACACUAUAAACAGCAGUAUGGUGAUAUGUACUUUUUGCGGCUCGCUGGCCUGAAGCCCGCGGUCGAGAAAAUUGCGAAGGAGGCAUGGGAGGGCAUCACGAUCGCCGGAGAACGUGCACGACGCGUGGAUCGAGUACUCGAUGUGCGACAGGGUGAACUGUGCUACGUAGCCGGCACAGUAUAUAUGGAUAUGCCAUUGAAGCCCAAUAUUCUGGAAGAUCUCACCAAGCAGAACUUCACAUCCGCACCACCUCCCCGUCGUACUUACAUCGAUUCAUCCGACCCAACAUUGACCCAGACCACGCUAGAGGAUGCUUCGGGUCGUGUUCGCUUGGCUGGAGACUUUCUUUCAUCUGUUCACCUCACCACUGGUACCGUGAUUGCGGCGUUAGGAACGGAAAAUGCUAAUGGAGACUUCGAGGUCAUCGACCUCAAAGUCCCAGAGUUGCCUCCACAGCCACCAAGAUGGGGAAGUGGAGAUUCAAAACAUAAUGGCAAAGAAUCAGCUGCAAAGGGAUCAGGCAAGAUUGCCUUUGUCAGUGGGCUAGGCAUCACAGGGACAUCGAGUGAUACGCUUGCCCUGGAAUUGCUUACAGAGUACCUUCUUGGGUAUACAGGAUUCUCAGGAAAUGAGGAUAACAGCCCUUCAUCGAGUGCUUCAAAAAUCACACGACUGAUUAUUGCGGGUAACUCCCUCGGAGCUAGCGUGAUAACCGAUGCAGUAUCGGCUGGUGCAGACAACGCUGAGAAGAAGAAAGCUGCCCCAAGGAAGUACGGUUAUGAUGCAUCGGCAUACAAUGCUGCACCCAUCACACAACUAGACAACUUCUUGUCUGAGAUUCUACCAAGUAUCCCUGUCACUCUGAUGCCAGGCGAGGCAGACCCAGCCAACUUUUCCCUUCCCCAACAAGGCAUUCACCGUACCAUGUUUCCAAACUCCAGAGCGUACUGCGCACCCCCACCCUCUGGCGAGGAGAAACCAGAAGCAGGUUGGUUCGACAGUGUUACCAAUCCAUGGGAGGGCGAAGUAGAAGGCUGGCGGCUGUGGGGAACUAGUGGCCAGAAUGUCGACGAUGUUCUACGAUAUCUUGACUUCUCAACUGAGGGCGGAGACGCAGAAAAUGACUCAGAUGACUCCGCGGCUCGCAUGCAGGUGAUGGAAGCCAUGCUCCGGUGGCGGAUUGGCGUUCCCACAGCCCCAGAUACACUCUGGUCUUAUCCUUUCCAAGAAUCGGAUCCGUUUAUCAUUGACUCCUGCCCACAUAUCUUUUUCACAGGAAAUCAACCGUCCUUUAAGACUGCCGUUAUUGAUGGUGACCUUACCUUCCGCCUGGAUGGAGGCGAUACCGAAAUGACAGACUCUGCUGGCGAGACACCUGUCCCUCGAGUUCGACUUCUAUCUCUUCCACGGUUCAAGGAGACAGGGGAGUUAAUUCUGGUUGAUUCCGAGACUCUCGGGGUCGAAGUUAUUAGAUUCGGUGUCUUUGCAGGACAAGAAGAGAAAAAAUGA
Penicillium verhagenii is the source of this 1635-nucleotide messenger RNA. Its product is annotated as DNA-directed DNA polymerase delta subunit POL31. The transcript is spliced from 5 exons. The coding region runs from base 1 to 1635 and encodes 544 amino acids. NCBI's taxonomy places the organism in Eukaryota, Fungi, Ascomycota, Eurotiomycetes, Eurotiales, Aspergillaceae. The record is from RefSeq and is a predicted model, not a curated record. Gene Ontology annotation, molecular function: DNA binding. Gene Ontology annotation, biological process: DNA replication; DNA strand elongation involved in DNA replication. Gene Ontology annotation, cellular component: delta DNA polymerase complex.